Hyaloscypha bicolor E is the source of this 825-nucleotide messenger RNA. RefSeq names its product Snf7-domain-containing protein. NCBI's taxonomy places the organism in Eukaryota, Fungi, Ascomycota, Leotiomycetes, Helotiales, Hyaloscyphaceae. Gene Ontology annotation, cellular component: ESCRT III complex; multivesicular body. The transcript is spliced from 4 exons. Gene Ontology annotation, biological process: endosome transport via multivesicular body sorting pathway; protein transport; late endosome to vacuole transport. The record is from RefSeq and is a predicted model, not a curated record. Bases 1 to 825 code for a protein of 274 amino acids.
AUGGUCUGUUAUGAUGCAUUCAAGAUUGAGGCGAAUAAAUUCCGCUUUGUCUGCAAUCUUAGCGCAAAAUCCACUUCACGUGCGUGCAUAUCAACUCCUUUUCAUUGCCGAAAAACUACUGGUACAACCACCACUUCGGAAUAUCGUGAAACUAUCGUCGAAUGGGCUUUCGGCAAACGCAUGACCGCCGCCGAGCGGCUGCGCAAACACCAACGCUCCCUCGAAAAGACGCAGCGCGAGCUGGACCGCGAGCGUGUGAAGCUUGAAAACCAGGAGAAGAAGCUGAUUGCGGAGAUCAAGAAGAGCGCGAAGAAUGGACAGAUGGGGGCGUGCAAGAUCCAGGCCAAGGAUUUGGUGAGGACGAGACGGUACAUUGAGAAGUUUUAUAGUAUGCGGACGCAGUUGCAGGCGAUUAGUUUGAGGAUACAGACAGUCAGGACGAACGAGCAGAUGAUGCAGGCUAUGAAGGGCGCGACUGGUGUUCUGGGGAGCAUGAACCGCAGCAUGAAUUUGCCGGCGCUGCAGCGGAUAGCGAUGGAGUUUGAGAAGGAGAACGAUAUCAUGGAUCAGAGGCAAGAGAUGAUGGAUGAUGCCAUUGACGAUGUUACUGGGUUGGAGGACGAGGCUGAAGGAGAGGAGGUUGUGGAGCAGGUGCUGGAGGAGAUUGGAAUUGAUUUGAAGAAUGCUAUGGGCGAAACUCCUCAAGGUCUUCAGAGCCAAACUGUUACGGAAGGCAGGGUUGCGCAGGCUAUAGGCGGAGGUGGGGCGGGUGCAGAUCCUGGAGACAAUGAUCUUCAAGCUAGACUGGACAGCUUGAGGCGAUAG